Messenger RNA from Phytophthora sojae, 1260 nucleotides. RefSeq lists its product as hypothetical. The transcript has 3 exons. The record is from RefSeq and is a predicted model, not a curated record. Bases 1 to 1260 code for a protein of 419 amino acids. Lineage: Eukaryota; Oomycota; Peronosporomycetes; Peronosporales; Peronosporaceae.
AUGUUAGGCUAUCAUACUCUGCCCUGGUGUCGCUACGGUCGAACCACGAGUAUCUCACACUAUGAAGGGCCUUCAGCAGCUGAGUCAACUAAGAUAUUAUCGCCACCAUCGGCGACUAUCAGUUGCCUUUCUCACUCGACGAUCAGCCUGAUUCCAACCAAGUCACGGGCCAUGACAAGCACUUCAGCAGCCGACGAUAUCCUCAACGCAUUUCUGCAGGACAUGAGUGCGCUCGAGCACGACAACCAGGCGAACAUCACGGCGCCUUUCCCUGACACAGCAACGCGGACAUCGAUCGACUCAACCGAGUUGGGCUCAAAGACGACGACGACGACGACGACGACGACGACGACGACGAAGAAGAAGAAGAAGAAGAAGAUGAAGAAGAAGAAGCGGUUGAAUCCGUCGUGGAUCAAGCGGAAGCGGGAGCUGGAAAGUUUACGCUCAGAAGCCGAGGCACUUGAGACUCGAAAGGAGUUUUUACUCUCGAAAUUGCCGCGAAUUAGUACACCGGAGACUGAAAAGCGCCUGUAUGAAGAAGAGAAGCGGAAGUGUGAGGCUGCGCAUGACGAGAACAAUCGAUUGGAGAAGCAGCUGACAAAGGCCGCGCUAGUUACCGACCAAUUCCGGCCCUUAGGUCUACAUAUUGCGGCCCCAAGAGCUGUUUCAACUGAAAAAAGAGCAGGAGAUCGACUACGAGUUGCGAGUUCAAGCCUGUUCGAUGUGCUUGAAGCGCCCGGUUCCGAGAGCUAUACGGCUUUUGUCCAGGGCUAUGGCGGUAAUUUGAGUGCAGGAGCGGUGGAGUUCAAGCGCACGCAGCUGCUUCCGUUCGCAGAGGACGCGAUUUCGUCCAUGGUCUGGUCAUUUGUCGAGUUCGGAGGCUUCCCCAACGACCACGAGCUGCACGUGACCAAGCGCUCGGAGAACUCGUGUGCAAUUGAUUCGAAGACAAUUCUGCGGCUCGAAGGCGGUGGUCUUGCCGUUAACGUUGAAAGUUCGACUUCGUCGGUCCAUACGAUAGAAGGGCGCACGUGCUUCGUCAUAAGGAACUACACAAGCGAAGUGUCCGAGAUUCAAGCGGAGGUGACCCUAUAUCCCGAUGCUUCUCCAAGAAAUGGACAGCGCCAGCUACCCGCCGAGGCCCGAAAAAUACAUGCCAUCAUUAUUCCGAAAAUUCACGAAAUGAUGGAGUCCCGCCGCCAGUUCGUUGAGAACGCUCUGUUCGAUUGCAUCCGCGAUCACAACGCUACCCGGGUGUGA